UUUUAGAAACAAAUGAAUAAUAGAUCAUUACUGGCACCAGGUGGCCGAAAGGUACAAGCAAGGAACUUGGAGAAGACGAAAGGAAACUUUUUAAAUUUUAGAAAGCUAGAAGAUGUUGAUUUUUCCAUCAGCAAAAGAUGAUGAUCAGACAUGUGCAGUCAGUCAUAUUUCAGAAUUUAUCAAAAUUAAAGUAGAACCUGUUGGACGAUGGUAUGAAGCACUUUGUGCACGAAGGAGAAAUCGCUAUAGUACUUCAGGACAUUCAGUUGAAAGUAGUAGUUCAGAAGAUGAAGAGUCUGAAGAAGAGGAGGCAGAAGAAGAUGUAUCUUAUUUGCGUAGCCUAGAUCCUAAAGACUGGAAAAAUCAAGACCACUAUGCCGUCUUGGGACUGAAGAACAAAAGGUACACAUCUACAGAGGAUGAACUAAAAAGAGCUUACAGGCGAAAAGUUUUGCGUCAUCAUCCUGACAAACGCAAAAAUGCUGGGGAAGCAGUACAAGACCUAGAUCAUGAUUAUUUUUCUUGUAUAACACGAGCUUACGAGAUAUUAGGCCAUCCAACUAAGAGACGAUCUUAUGACAGUGUUGAUCCAGAGUUUGAUGAAGAAAUACCAUCAAUUAACAAUCAUAGUAAAGAUAACUUCUUUGAAGUUUUUGAACCGGUUUUUAGAAGAAACGAAAGGUGGUCUGUGAAGCGUAAUGUACCUCAUCUAGGUAGCAGUGAUUCUACCUUUGAAGAAGUGGACAAGUUUUACAAGUUUUGGUAUGACUUUGAUUCUUGGCGGGAGUUCUCCUACUUAGACGAAGAAGAGAAAGAAAAAGGAGAAAACCGUGAAGAACGAAGGUGGAUAGAAAAACAAAAUAAGGUAGCGAGACAAAGGAGAAAAAAAGAAGAAAUGUCUCGAAUUCGACAACUUGUUGACAAUGCCUAUGCCUGUGACCCUCGAAUUCAGAAAUUCAAAGAUGAAGAAAAACAGAGGAAACUUGCUCAGAAAAAAGCUAAACAGGAAGCAGCUAGAGCUAAAGUAGAGGAAGAAGAAAGAAAACGUCAAGAAACCUUAGAAGCUGAGAAAAAAGCAAAAGAAAAAGAAGAGGAGGAAGCGAGGUUACAGAGGGAGAAAGAGAAGAAAGAAAAAGAGGCUUUAAAAAAGCUGACAAAAAAGGAAAGAAAGACUUUGCAACAGCUUUGUGAAAAAUAUGGUUACUUUGCUGAGAAUGAAGAGGAGAGAGUGUUAAACCUGCAAAAUGUAGAUAAACUGUCUAAACUACUGACGUUAGAAAGAAUUCAGGCACUUAAUGAAGUGCUUCAGGAAAGUGACGAACAACAAGGAAAAGAAGCAUUUCUUUCAGAAGUUAAGUCUCUGAAUGAUCAAAUUGCGAAAGAAAAAGAAGAAUUAGUUGCAGCUGUCCAGAAAUCUUCUAAUACAUGUUCUGAAUCAGUUAGUGGUAAACAGUGGUCUCAUGAUGACUUGCAGUUAUUAGUGAAGGCAGUCAACCUCUUUCCUGCUGGGACGAGUAACAGGUGGGAAGUUGUUGCUGCCUUUGUAACUCAACACUCUGUAACUGGUACACAGAGAACAGCUAAAGAAGUUUUAGCAAAGGCCAAGAACUUACAGAAACAAGACACCAAUCUGAAAGAAGAAGUUAACCGAAAAGCUUACGAAAAACUUGAAAAAUCCCAAAAACCAACAGUUAUCAAUGAUGAAUCUGCACCGUCAGAAAGAUUUGAAUCUCCAGCAGAGCAGCAAGGAGUUGCUCCCUGGACAGGAGAGGAACAGCGACUGCUAGAACAAGCUUUAAAGACCUAUCCAGCAUCCACUCCUGAUCGCUGGGACAGAAUUGCAGUGUGUGUUCCUGGCCGUAGCAAAAAAGAAUGUAUGAAAAGAUAUAAGGAACUGGUAGAGAUGGUGAAGGCCAAGAAAGCUGCCCAAGCUGCUGCUGCUGCCACAAAGAAGUGACGUGUAAAGAUAUAAAUAAAAAAAAUACAUUUCCAACUUUUACAAUGUUUAAAGUAGACAUUUAAUAGGAAAUAAUAGUAGUAAUUAUUGUAUUUGUGAAAACUAAUAAGGAAAUAUACAUUUUCAGACAUUGUU
Molecule: messenger RNA, 2092 nt
Organism: Limulus polyphemus (Atlantic horseshoe crab)
Lineage: Eukaryota; Metazoa; Arthropoda; Merostomata; Xiphosura; Limulidae
Product: dnaJ homolog subfamily C member 2-like
Exons: 18
Coding region: 113-1957 (614 amino acids)
Biological process (GO): 'de novo' cotranslational protein folding; regulation of translational fidelity
Cellular component (GO): cytosol
Molecular function (GO): ribosome binding; Hsp70 protein binding
Source: RefSeq, a predicted model, not a curated record